ACCCUAAUUUCAUUUCCUUCCGUGAAUUGGCCGAAGUGGUUGAAUUCGUCUUGAUUCGCAAGGAAUUCUGCGAUUCUGGGAAUGAAUUUGAUCCUCUAAAGAAGUUGAAGUGUUCCAUUGCGUAACAUUUGCGUGAAGUUUUGACGGUCUUAUCGAACGGUGUUAUGAUAAUCAAACUACGGCUAUGGCGAGCGUCCUCGUGAAAUUUUGCCCAAUCUAGGAUACAAGCACAAGUAGUCAGGGGAAUAGCGCAUAUAGUUUAGUUGGCGUGGUGAUUCGUAGUUUUGGUUCAGCAGGGAGAUCGAUGGAGGGUGAAGUCUUGGAGCAGUUCAUCUUCGAGAGGCGGUGCGUUCUGAAGGUGUUAUUGAGGAAGACGACCUUGGGGAGGAAUAACACCAUCUGGUCUUGUAGUAGUGGCGGUGUCACAGAAUAACAUAUCGUUAGAUUGUUUUGUUUGCACUCAAUUGAGCUACAAUUUUUGUUAGAAAAAUAAUUUGAAGUCGGCCACGAUGGGGAGAAGUCGGCUGCAACGCAAAGUUGCUCGGGGAGAUGAGUAUGCUGGAGAUGGCUACGAUUCACUGAGCUCUUUGUCCUCCGAUGUACGCUGGUCAGACGGCAACCCUAAUGUGUUAGAAGAAACACAAUCUAACAAUUCUGGACUCGAAGGAUGCUUGGAUGCCUUGUAUGAGAAAAGGGCUGCAAAAAGGGAAGCAGGUCUGAAGGGCCUCAUUCGAAUUAUGUCACGAGAGGUUCUGUCUAACUACAUCGCAGACAAGUAUGAGACUUUAUCACAUCAGAUUCUUGCCUGCAUGAAAAAGGGAGGAUCAUCAGAGAUCGCAUUAGCAGCUCGAGCAUUAGGGUUGUUGGUUUUGACACUUGGGGCUGGCGAUGCAACUCUGAGAGUGAAAGAACAAGUUGAACCGUAUCUUCUGAAAGUUGCCAAUCUGGCAUCUUCUUCUAAUGCAAGGAUAUCUGCCUUGGAUGCAGUGGCGAUCGUAACUUUUGUUUGCAAUGUCGCUCGAGAUACCCGUGAUAUGAUGGGGUUUCUAUGGCAAAUAGUUUGCCCUACCAACGACGAGGCAGAUCAGAAACUGAAGCUUCAAAAGCCGCCGGAGGCCGUAAAAUUUGCUGCGCUGUCAGGAUGGACCCUCCUGUUGUCUAGCUUACCUCCCUACCUAGUUUCCGAAUCGCUUGUGGUCUCGUGUCUCCCUGUUUUAUCUUCGUUAUUGCAAAGUUCGGACCUUGCAGUGCGUAAAGCAGCAGGUGACGCAGCUGCCACGCUUUACGAGGCAUCUCCUGAAUGCACUGAGAUAAGCAAUGACAGCUCAGGGACUUCAGUUGGCGACGUUGGAAGCACCGAGCAGUUGUUGACUCAGUCUGACCCCCUUAAAGAUGUGACAAAAGAACAAAUGUUGCAUGAGAUGAAAAACUUGUCAGUUGGCAGCACCACAAAAUGGCAGACUCGAAAAGAGCGGGUUGCUUACCGCAAGUCAUUUCGGCAGAUGCUUACAACACUGGAAGAUGGAGUGCCUCGUGAAGUGAAAGUGAAAGUCCCAAAAUGCAAGGUGUUGACUAUUAAAACAUGGAAUGACACUGUGCAGAUGAAUGGGCUUAAGCGUUACUUGGGUGAUGCAGGAUUUAAUGCACACAUGCAGAGCAAUAUCCUUCUGCACGAGAUAUUUGAUGUGGAAUUGGAGGAGAAGCGGGUGCGCGUCUGUGAUCUGCAGCUGAACCCUACAGAAAAGAGAAUGUUGUUUUCACCAAAUUCAAUGGCUUGCAAGGCUCGCACAAAACAAUUGAACCGCACACGUCUUUCAAACCAGGAUUUGUGGCACUGAAUGUAUGCGGGACUGGUUUUUCAGAUUGAAAAAGCGGCCUCCUUCAACAUCAACGGCUACGAGAGUGAUUAAAUGAUUCGUUACAUGGAUUCUUUUACUGGUUCAUUCAUUGUUGUUCCCCCAAUUCAUUCUCCACCAUGCCAUUUAGUUAGGAAUUUGUUUUCAACAGUUCAAACCCAGAGCUGAUAGAGUUGUGAAGGGCUAUUGAGCUACGUGGUCCAUUUGGGUAUUUGUAACAUCUGGAUUGUCUUGUCGUUUCUUACCUCACUCAAAUACGUAGAGGUUAGAUCAGUCUGAUAUAGUGUAUGUGCUCAAGCAGUUUUCAAGGCUGACUAGCUUCAUAUUCUUCAGCAUUUGUAUUCAAAAUCAAAUAAUAUGGUUAAAUGUCAAUGCAUGCUUUUAGAUUCCAUAAAACUUGGAUUGCUGUAUUCCUCACAAGAUAGUUA
Molecule: messenger RNA, 2284 nt
Organism: Physcomitrium patens
Lineage: Eukaryota; Viridiplantae; Streptophyta; Bryopsida; Funariales; Funariaceae
Source: RefSeq, a predicted model, not a curated record